Synchiropus splendidus (mandarinfish) is the source of this 1956-nucleotide messenger RNA. It is a transcript of the gene map3k8, whose product is annotated as mitogen-activated protein kinase kinase kinase 8. The record is from RefSeq and is a predicted model, not a curated record. Bases 231 to 1604 code for a protein of 457 amino acids. The transcript is spliced from 8 exons. Gene Ontology annotation, biological process: protein phosphorylation. Gene Ontology annotation, molecular function: ATP binding; protein kinase activity. NCBI's taxonomy places the organism in Eukaryota, Metazoa, Chordata, Actinopteri, Syngnathiformes, Callionymidae.
AAACAAUUCCACAUAAUUGUAUUUUCGGUGCUUUGGAAAGCGAAAACGAAACUCCAUAGGAGGAAGCUGCCGCUUUCGCCCACGACAUUUAAGCCACGGCCGGCCCUCCUCCUCCUCCUCCUGUUUACUUCCUCCAGCGCACGCUGACAGUCACCCAGUCGAGCGCCGGACGCCAGAAUGAAAGGACCGCAAACUCACUGACACGCCCUCCAGAGAAGCAAGUCAACAAGAUGGAGUACAAAUAUGACGAUGGGAUCGAACUGCUGCUCGCUCACAUGAACAUCGAGGACAUCCUCAAUGUUGCUGAGACUUUCUAUCGGCUGGAGGAGGAAGACCGGGUCUCUCCACGGGUCAUGGAUGGGAACGAGGAGGCUGGAGGGCACGUGGAGUCAAAGGGCCUCCAGAACGAGCACAUAGGUGGUGGGGAUGGGAGCGUUCGCUACGGGACGGUGACGGACCUCCUGGCGUUUGUAAACACCCUGUCCGACAUGCAAGUCACGGCCAACCAGAGCUUGAAUGAAGAGAUGGGAGUGUUGCUGAAUAAGAAGGACAUGGCAGUGAAAAAGGGCCGCUACAAGAUCGAUCUGGACGUGCUCCUGUUUCCAUGGAAACUGACCUACAAGAAUCCCGGCAGCGGCCUCGUGCCUAAGGGCUCGUUCGGGAAAGUUCACUUGGCCCAGGACAGCGUCACCAGGAAGAGAAUGGCUUGCAAACUGAUUCCUGUGGAGAACUUUAAGGCCGCAGACGUGGAAUUCCAGGCUCGCUUCCGACACGAGAACAUCGCCGAGCUCUACGGCGCCUUGCUCUGGAACCAGAACAUCCACCUGUUCAUGGAGGCCGGCGAGAGCGGCUCGGUCCUGGAGAAGCUGGACAGCUGCGGACCCAUGAGGGAGUUCGAGGUCAUUUGGGUGACCAAGCAAAUCCUGCGGGCGCUGUCGUACCUUCACUCUCACAACGUCAUCCACCACGACAUCAAACCCAGCAACAUUGUGUUGAUGUCAGACAAGGCGGUCCUGGUGGACUUUGGUCUGACGGUGCAGAUGACGGAGGCCGUCUACAUUCCACGGGACCUGAGAGGAACAGAGAUGUACAUGAGUCCCGAGCUGGUUCUGUGCCGUGGCCACGACACCAAGACGGACGUCUACAGCCUGGGCACCACCAUCAUUCACAUGCAGACAGGCAGCCCCCCCUGGGUGCAGAGAUACCCUCGCACGGCCUACCCGUCCUACCUCUACAUCAUUCACAAGCAGGCACCCCCUCUAGAGGACAUAGCUGAAGACUGCAGUCUGGCCAUGCGCGCCUUCCUGAAGCGAGCUCUCGAUAGGAACCCUGCCAAAAGAAGUUCUGCGACUGAGCUUCUGAGGGACGACGCCAUGCACCCAGCCAAGGAUGACCAGCCACGAUGUUGGAGUCUGGACUCUGCCAUGGAGGAGGCCAACCAAGUGAUGCUUCGCCAGCAGAGCCAGGACGCCACUCAAGAAUCAACACUUUACUCUGAAGGAUCUGGACCCAUGUGGAGGCAAAGCUCCCUGUACCUCAACCUCGGAGGUCACUCUCCUCAUUCCAACAUCGUAGCAGGCCCACCCUCCUCGGAGUACAGCUAAUGCCAGAUGAUCACUGCAUGACCCCGAGUGGCAUUGUUCUCUGAUGGGAGAAGAAAAGAGCAUCACUGCAGGACAGUGGUAAACAACAGAAAAAAAAAACAUGUCAAAAAACAUGUCGAGUGUUUUUAGCUUCCUGAGGGAUUUUUGUUUUCCCCUUCAACAUUUUAAAAGACAUUUUCAACUGUACGCUAUUUUGAAGAAGUGUGCUCAUGUACACGACUCAAACGUAGUUCUUUGCGGACUGUCUUUUGUUGAUUCCUGUGGAAUGUCACUGGUGGCUCUUCUUUGUAAUGUUGAUGUACAUCCUGAGAGAUGAACCCACGCUGCCUUUUAGUAUUAAACUGUGCUGUUG